Messenger RNA from Thalassophryne amazonica, 1320 nucleotides. RefSeq lists its product as uncharacterized. Lineage: Eukaryota; Metazoa; Chordata; Actinopteri; Batrachoidiformes; Batrachoididae. Gene Ontology annotation, cellular component: cytoplasmic stress granule; nucleoplasm. The transcript has 5 exons. Bases 127 to 1260 code for a protein of 377 amino acids. Gene Ontology annotation, molecular function: RNA binding. The record is from RefSeq and is a predicted model, not a curated record.
CAUGAGCCGAAGCUCCGGUACGGAACACUUCCACUGGCCGCACUCAUCCGGCGAGCAGAUUCUAUCAGCGCUGUAAACAUAAGUUAUUCAACGGUUUAUCUUCAGCAACAUACGCAACUGAAAGACAUGCAUAUCAAAACAGGUACGUGGGAGUCCAACGGCGCAGGGUGUGAGUCGGACACCUUUUGCGAUCUCGUGUCUGCCACCAACUCUGAGCCUCACAUUCGUAACCGCCGCUUAUCCCCCGGCUCAGGCAACUGUAGAGUUGGUGGAGGCGGAGGCUGCAUCUCUGGAGGUGACCAGCAGCGCCAACAGCUUUCCCCUGAAAGCGACCCGAUGGAGUCCCCUCUCACAAACACCUACAACCACCGCAGGGAAAAAGAACGUAAGGGUCAGCAGCACAAAAGCCGCAGCCUCCGCAGGGACAGCCAGAAGGGGGUCCACAGAUCACACGAUCGAAGCCAGAAGGUGAACCAAAAAGAACGGUGGCCGGAGGACAGUCUGUCACUACUCAAGCUCCCGCCUGCCUUCCCAGUGCAGGACAGCCCUGCCAAGCUGCAACCUGCCGUCAGCUACGCCUCCAAGGUGAAGGCGGGGGCACCGUGUGGCGCCCUGGAUGAUGACCGCCCUGCCAUUGGUGACCUGCUGCAGAACCAGUGGGGUCUCAGUUUCAUCAGCGAAGUCAGGACGCCCACAGAGAGUUCAGGCCUUCAUCCCUCAGCCACAGCAUCUCCACCUCAGCCCACAGACAUCAACCAGCCACCGGACCUGCAGAUCAAUCACACAACCCAGCCUCGUGAGGACACGCCCACUCCAGCUCCUACUUUCACUUCCCCCGUCACAUGUCCGGAGGUGGACGAGGGUAAUGGGAAGCUGCUGCUUAGUUGUCGCCAUCUAGUUGAAGCUUUGAACUAUCACUGUCGAGAAUGGAACGGACUCUGCAACAAACAGAAAAAAGGUAAGAGAUUACUUUGGGAAAGCAUCGUCAAGCACUACAGUUCACCUCGAUUCAUUUAUAUAGCACCAAAUCACAACAUAAGUCACUCCAAGGCAUUUCACAAAGCAAGGCCAAAGACAAAAAGGACCAUCCAGACAAGUGUCACCAACAAGUCCAAAAUACAGGGUCUAUCAUGGUAUGGGUGUGUCAGUGCCCUUGACAAAAGUAAUUUCCACUUCUAUGAUGGCAGCAUUCAUGCAGAAAAGUACACAGAGGUUUUAGAGGAACAUAUACUGCCUUCAAGACCACAUCUUUUCCAGUGACGAUGCAUUUUUCAACAAGGCAAUGCAAAACCACAUUCUGCACACAUUACAAAGUUAUGA